ACCUCUCAAAGGAAAGAGUUGAAAUGGAGUGAAGAAUUGGCGACGACGACCCCCCAAAAUGGUGGAUCCCAAUUCCCCCGGAAAUCGCUCGCCGGAACCCUAAUCCCUCCUCCGUCCACCCACCUCCUCGAUCCACAUGCUCCCCGCCGCCGCCGCCGCCAUGUCCUUCCCGGACGCCGACGUGGACGACGACUCCGACGACGGCGACUUCACCGACGCCCCCCUCAUCGACCCCACCUUCCCCAACCCGACCUCCUCCUCCGCCGCCGCCGCGCCCGUGCCCCCCGCCGCGGGAGGAGGAGGUGGAGGGGUGGGCUCCUCCUCGGGCGGCGGCGGCGAGCGGCGGCCCCUGUUCCAGCGGCUCUGGACGGAGGAGGACGAGAUCGUGAUCCUCCGCGGGUUCGCCGAGUUCACCGCCGCCCGCGGCACGGCGUUCGCGUCCCACCAGUACGACACCGACCCCUUCUACGAGGACAUGCGCGGCCGCCUCCAGCUCGGCUUCUCCAAGAGCCAGCUCGUCGAGAAGCUGCGCCGCCUCAAGCGCAAGUACCGCAACUGCGUCUCCCGCCUCCGCGGCUCCGGCAGCGCCUUCUCCUUCCGCUCCCCGCACGAGCAGGCCAUCUUCGAGAUCGCGCGCAACAUCUGGCGCCCGGCGAAUAAGCACGGCCGGGAAGGUGACUCCGACGACGAGGACGCUGCCGCCGCCGCAGCAGUCACCCCAGCGGCCAUUCCUGUGAAUAACACCAGCCCCAAUGGUGAAGUCAAGUCCCCAACCUCCGGGCGGCAGCGACGCCGUAGGCGCGUCGCUGAUUUUGCUGCUGCUGCUGCCGCUGCGCCUGCCACUGUUCCGGCCACAACCAACAUGGUGCAGCCCCUUCAUCCAGUGCAGGUGCCUGUAUCAGUGCCCGUCAAGAUGGAUGACAUGCUUCCGGCGCUAUCGCAGACUACGAUGCCAAUUACAGUGACGAUGGAGGGGUCAGAACCCCUCAGAUUGCCAGUCAUGCCUCCUCAGCCGGCUAUUUUAGAUGCCGAGAAGAGUUGCUUGACGCCUCUGUUUAAGGAGAUGGUACGUGCAGUGAUAAAUAUCGGAUCAAAUCCGUUUGGUGCACAGCUGCCUGAGCCGCCACAUGGUUUGCCCAUGGAAGGGGAGAAAUGGAGGAAGCAGCGUAUAUUAGAACUGGAGGUAUACUUGAAGCGGAUCGAGCUGCUCAAGGACCAGGUGAAGGCUACACUUGAGGAGCUUAAGUCCUCCGCACCUGGGACUUGAAUCAUAAAGUGGGAGGUCCUGUCUUACUGCUCAUUUAGGAUUCUUGGUAUGAUUCUUAGUGGUAGGUGCUUAGGUGUUUUUGCUUUUCGUCCAUAAAAGCAUACUGUUAACUUGUUUGGUAUUGGAACUAGCUUGUUUUUAUGCUUCUAAUUGUUUACAUGAUUAUUUAGCUUCAACUUCUUGUCUCCUUUCAUAUAAGAUAGAUAUAUGGUUGUCUCUAAAUGUUAGCCUGGAGCAGCCAGUAAGGCAUCUGAUAGAAGGGUUGGACACUUACAAGUAAUUUAUGAGGAUUACAAAUUAUUGUAGUUUCACCU
Messenger RNA from Oryza brachyantha (malo sina), 1581 nucleotides. RefSeq names its product probable transcription factor At5g28040. NCBI's taxonomy places the organism in Eukaryota, Viridiplantae, Streptophyta, Magnoliopsida, Poales, Poaceae. The coding region runs from base 137 to 1267 and encodes 376 amino acids. Gene Ontology annotation, cellular component: nucleus. Gene Ontology annotation, biological process: regulation of DNA-templated transcription. The transcript has a single exon. The record is from RefSeq and is a predicted model, not a curated record.